Messenger RNA from Quercus lobata, 2164 nucleotides. RefSeq names its product Transmembrane amino acid transporter family protein. Gene Ontology annotation, biological process: amino acid transmembrane transport. The record is from RefSeq and is a predicted model, not a curated record. The coding region runs from base 225 to 1859 and encodes 544 amino acids. Gene Ontology annotation, cellular component: vacuolar membrane. NCBI's taxonomy places the organism in Eukaryota, Viridiplantae, Streptophyta, Magnoliopsida, Fagales, Fagaceae. Gene Ontology annotation, molecular function: L-amino acid transmembrane transporter activity. The transcript has 12 exons.
CCCGUUGCGGUGAACCUUUAACCCAAACUCACUCAGAAAAGACUUAUCAGUGACUCAUAUUUUGGACCGCUUCCAAGUACACUCUGGAUCCUUCGCGACAUGUCUCUCAAUACUAUAAAUUUCCCAAGAAGACAAAGAACCCAGAAACAAAAAAGACAGCCUUUUUAAGUUGCUUGGUAUUGUGUGUGUGGCUAGAGAGAGGUCAUCCCAGUGGAUAGUGCAAAAUGGCUGCAGAAAAGGAUAAGGGGAGAGAAGCUGAACAGUUUUUGUUGGAUGAGAGUGUUGAUGAUGUUUUUGAAGUGAACAAGAGUUAUGGUGGUGCUGGUGCUGGUAGUAAUAUUAGCAGCAGUGAUAUUGAAAAUGUUGAAGGAGGUUUACAGGGUUCUCCUUCUAGUUCUUUCAUUUCUCAGCAAUGGCCAAAGAGUUAUAGAGAGACUACCGAUUCUUAUACCAUCGCAGCAUCACCAAAUUUUGGAUAUCUUGGUCCUAGCCCAAGUGUUACAUCUUUUGGAUUUGACAAUCAUUCUAAAAGUAAUUUAGACCUCGAUGGAAAGUCUCCUUUAUUGUCUGAUUAUGAAAGAAGUUACCAAAAGCAAGACUUGGAUAGGAUCUCAAGGGCACAAUCAUCAUUGUCAGAGGAAGCCUCAUUUCAUAAGCAGGUUACUGGGGAGUUACCCAUUGGUCAUGGUUGCAGCCUUACUCAGACUGUCUUCAAUGGAAUUAAUGUGCUGGCUGGAGUUGGGCUUCUUUCUACACCUUACACGGUGAAAGAAGGUGGCUGGGCAAGUUUGGUAGUCCUAGUUUUUUUUGCAGUUGUUUGUUAUUACACUGCCUCCCUCCUGAGAUACUGCUUUGAGAGCAAAGAAGGCAUCAUAACCUACCCAGAUUUAGGAGAAGCUGCUUUUGGAAGAUAUGGACGUCUUUUCAUAGCUAUUGUUUUGUACGGUGAAUUAUAUUCCUAUUGUGUAGAAUUUAUUAUUUUAGAAGGAGAUAAUCUCACCAAGCUAUUCCCUGGAACAUCAUUGGAUUGGGCUGGUGUUUAUCUGGACUCCAUGCACUUGUUUGGAAUUCUAAUUGCCCUGAUUGUUCUGCCAACCGUUUGGUUGAGGGAUCUCCGCGUGAUCUCAUACCUUUCAGCUGGUGGGGUCCUUGCAACAGUUUUGAUAGCCCUAUGUGUACUUUUCCUUGGUACAAUAGAUGGAAUUGAGUUCCCUCAAACUGCUCAAGUAGUGAACUGGAGUGGCAUUCCAUUUGUAAUUGGUGCAUAUGGAUUUUGCUUUUCUGGGCAUUCUGUUUUUCCAAAUAUCUACCACUCAAUGGCUGACAAGACAAAAUUUAGCAAGGCACUCCUAAUAUGUUUUCUUUUGUGUGUCUUGAUAUACGGGGGUGUUGCAGUGAUGGGGUAUCUCAUUUAUGGUCAAAAUACAUUGUCCCAGAUAACUUUGAAUAUGCCACCAGACGCUUUUGUUUCCAAAGUUGCAAUUUGGACAACAGUUAUUAAUCCGUGCACUAAAUAUGCGCUAUUGAUGAACCCUUUGGCAAGGAGUAUAGAGGAGCUGCUGCCGGUUGGAGUUUCAAAUAGUCUCUGGUGUUAUGUCCUUUUAAGAACAGCACUUGUCGCUUCUUCAGUUUGUGUGGCUUUUCUUCUUCCCUUUUUUGGUCUUGUUAUGGCUUUAAUUGGUUCUCUCUUCAGUAUAAUUGUGUCAAUAAUAAUGCCAGCUUUAUGUUUUUUAAAAAUCAAGGGGAAUAAAGCUACAAGGACACAGAUUGUUUCAAGUACCAUAAUAGCUGUAUUGGGUGUCAUUUGUGCAACUGUUGGAACAUAUUCUUCAGUGUCAGACAUUGUGAAGAGUUACUGAAAUAUUCAAAUGGUUCAACAUGUCAAUAAUUCCGGUAAAUACCCAUCCCUUUGGUAUGUGCAUUCUCUUUUCAUCACACUAAAUAUUCAAGUCACAGAUUAUAGCCAGGAAUUAGACCUUUUGAAUGCUGAAACUCAUUAUAUCUUUAAAUGUAGCCUUUAAGGACUUGUAUUAAACACAUUUUUUUUAUGGUAAUUUUUGUGCUGAAUACAUUGAUAUUAUCAUUUGUAACAUUGAAGAAGAUCAGCAGUCACUCUAGCUGUAAUUUCUGUAAUGAUGAUACUUAUGUCCUUCGCUUACUGCAA